Messenger RNA from Plodia interpunctella (Indianmeal moth), 8698 nucleotides. It is a transcript of the gene metro, whose product is annotated as menage a trois. Gene Ontology annotation, molecular function: protein binding. The transcript has 12 exons. Bases 394 to 2178 code for a protein of 594 amino acids. Gene Ontology annotation, cellular component: cell-cell junction; plasma membrane. The record is from RefSeq and is a predicted model, not a curated record. Lineage: Eukaryota; Metazoa; Arthropoda; Insecta; Lepidoptera; Pyralidae.
GUAAUCUACCAUACCACAGACGUCUACUACAAUCAUGUUGGUUCUAUGAAAUUAACAGUGUAGGUAGAUAGAACUAGAAUAGAAAUAGUAGGUAGGUACCUACCUACCUAGUAAAAUAAAAUGAGUGAGUGAGGCGGAGAAAUUAAAUGAAUAUUGAGAUUUUAUUUCAAUUCAAUUCUGACACCUAUAUAUACGUAGGUUCUUUUUAUUUGUGAUGUGUUAAUAUAAUAUGUGUUCAGAUCAGACUAUUUAGGCUAGGUAACUACCAUAAACCAAGAGUUGAGUAGUAAUAAUAGUAGUCUUAUCCAACUAAUUUAUUGCCUAUAAGAAUUUUUCACUUAUAAAACAUCGAUUUUGUCCUAAAAUUAUACAUAAUCCAUAAAUUAUGUAAUAAUGGAUACUUCUACUGAAAACUGGGAUCCAGCACUUACUAGAUUACUAUCAUCUCUCAAAGAGGUACAGCCUGGCGGAGAAGAUGUGGCUUUCCUCAGUGAACUCCUUCAGUCCAAGCAGCUGCAUGCCUUAGUUCAGGUUCACAACAAGAUUGUUGCCAAGGGCAAGGAUGACAAGUUUUAUCCUUUGCUCUCCAAUGCAAUGCAAGUCACUCUUGAAGUGUUGGAAUUACUUGCAGAAUUGGCAUCUUCUUCUAAAGAAUAUGAAGAGUUGCUUGGCUUGUUACAAAAACCACACUUCCAGGCAAUAUUAUGUACACAUGAUGCAGUUGCACAAAAAGAUUACUAUCCACAUCUGCCUGAUAUUCCAGCUGAUGUAGAUGAGGAGGAGGAAACUGUCAAGAUAGUCCAACUGGUCAAGAGUGAUGAACCUUUGGGUGGCGCACAGAGUGCAGAACCUAUAGUGGGUGCUACUAUAAAGACGGACGAGGAGACGGGCAAGAUCGUGAUAGCUCGGGUGAUGCAUGGAGGCGCUGCCGACCGCUCCGGGCUGAUCCACGCCGGGGAUGAGGUCAUCGAGGUCAACGGAAUCAGCGUCGAAAAUAAGACUCCUGCCGAUGUGCUCGCGAUAUUGCAAAGCUCUGAAGGCACAAUCACGUUUAAAUUGGUGCCAUCUUUCGGCAAGGGAGGCUCGCGCGAAAGCAAAGUCAGGGUCCGAGCUCUGUUCAACUACACCUCUGCCGAAGACCCAUAUAUACCGUGCAAAGAAGCUGGACUCAAUUUCAAAAAGGGGGACGUUUUACAUAUCGUGUCUCAAGACGAUGCCUAUUGGUGGCAAGCUCGACGCGAAGGUGACAGAGUGAUGCGUGCUGGUCUGAUACCUUCACGGGCUCUCCAAGAAGGCAGGAUCAUACACGAACGGCAAACUGAACCGCAAACCACCGACGAUAAACCAGCUCUGUGCAGUCCAUCGACCGCGGACUCGGAAUGCGCGCCGAAGACUCCAUGCUCGCCCACUCCCACCGCCACCGCUCUGCUGCCAUGCAAAUCUGUGCCCAAAGUCAAGAAGGUCAUCUACGACAUCACAGAGAACGACGACUUCGAUCGCGAAAUGAUUCCAACAUACGAGGAGGUGGCCCGGCUUUACCCGCGCCCGGGACUGGUGCGCCCGAUCGUCCUCGUUGGCGCGCCCGGCGUCGGCAGGAACGAACUGCGCAGGCGCCUCAUAGCCACUGAUCCCGAGAAAUACGUUACGCCUGUACCUUACACGUCACGUUCGCAAAAGGCAGGCGAACAAAACGGAAAAGAAUACGUGUUUGUGUCACGCGAGCGCAUGGAGCAAGAUAUUGCUGACAGCAAGUUCAUAGAGCACGGUGAAUAUAAGGGCAACUUGUACGGAACCUCGGCAGAAAGCGUCGAGUCUAUCAUCAAUUCAGGACGAGUAUGCGUUCUAAGUCCGCACUGGCAGGCGCUGAAGAUGUUGCGCACGCCACGCCUGCGCCCGUACAUAGUGUUCGUGCGGCCGCCGCCGCUGCAGCGGCUCAUGGAAACGCGCAACGCCAGCAACGCACGCUCCAGCUUCGACAAGGAAAGUUCCCGUGCAUUCACGGAAGAAGAAUUCGCAGAUAUAAUUCGUUCAUCGAACCGCAUCAACUUCUUGUAUGGGUACAUGUUCGACGAGGAGAUCGUCAAUGAAGAACUAGCAGGAGCACUCACUCAGCUCCUCAAGGCAUCCUGGAGGGUUCAGUCGGAACCACUAUGGGUGCCAGCUUCUUGGGUUCAGUAAACAUAAGACCUAUGAUUUUAGACAGAAGAACCAUAAAAAAUGACUUCAAAAAUCGGCUUGAGAACUUUAACUUACUACUUACUUUAAUCAAGUACUCAUAAUAAAAAAGGUUAUACUGGGUUAUAGUUCGCUAGUCAUAAGCUCGGCUAUUCAUUUGUGUCGGUGAUUCCAAAUUUAGCAGUUUUCACACCUUGUCGACAAGACGUUUAGACUUGGCGAACGAUGAAGCCAUGACACAUAAAAAAACUGCUUGUCAAUCUUCUGUAAAAUCACUGUUCUUUUAAGCCGGAUCCCCAACAAAAGGUUUUCGAAAAUAUUCAACAAAAACAUACACAAAACUUCGAUGUUUUUACAUAUGCUGCGUACGACACGAUUAUAUGACAAUACCUUCCAGUAACCCGUUUAAGGUUUACCGGGCAAGGACAGCAAAAUUGACACGAGCAAAAAUGUGUAUUGAAUCGAUAUUUAUGUAGACAAUUUUGUUGAAUGUUGAUAUGUUUUAUUGAUUGUACGAGGGAAAACAUGCGCUGUGGAGCCGGCUUUACACACACAAAUGCACAGCUGAGGCUUACGGCUCUUGUUGUGAUACUUUCAAUCUCCUGUAGUGUUUCUAUCUCCUUUUAGCACUAUAAUGCAAAAAGAGAGAAAAUUUUUUUCUGGUAAUAUGAAGAAUCAGGUAGGAUUUAUGCUUUAUCAAAAAUCUCUAUUUUUAUUUUUAUUAAAUACUCUAGUCCAACUCUAUAUACUCUAGUCACAAAUUGGUAUGGAACCGGUUUAAAAACUGUACAUUACAAAAUAUGUAACGUACUGGUGGUUGUGAUUUUGGGUUUACUAAAUUUUAUUUUACUUACAAGAGUCAAGCACUUACGAGUAGCUGUGAUCAAUUAAAGUUGUAAUGAACACUAUGCUGGCAGAGCCAUUUCAAAUUAUUUUUAAAAUGGUUCCAUUUAUCUCCUAGUCAUUUUUAAUUUAUUUUUGAAGUUAUAGUUUCCAAUGUUUUUGAGAAAAUGAAAUGAAGAGUAGAUAUAGUAAAAUUAUGUACCUUGACAAUUAUCAAAUAUUUGAACACCAACUUAAGACAAUGGAACAUACAUUUAUAAAGUAUUAUAUGUAUGCGUGUAUUUAAAAAUAUAUGGAAUGUAAUAAAGACGAUUUUAUAUGUUUGAACGCAUAUAAAUAUACUCAAGUGCUAGAUCUUCGUGGAUAGACCACUUUUAUAGGGAUUUCACAAUAAACUUUUAGUCCAUGUGUAAAAAGUAUUAAAAUGAGUUACUCCAACCAACAUAUUAUAGUUAGUCCGACAACUUGGUACGUGACACUCGCAUGUCGGUAUGCGUCCGCGCUUUCGCUUCGCGUCCCCGCAAUCUCUUAAUUACAUUACAAAGUAGAGAAAGGAUAAUUGUUUAUUGAAAAAUGAAUUGUCAAGUUUUACAAAGUCGCACGAUUUCAAACAUGAUGCGACCUACUAUUUGUCACCGUAUGAACUCGACGCGAAACAUAAUGAUUAGUGAGCUUUUCAGUCGAAUAUUUAAUUUUUUAAGUCAACAUUAGACAGCCGGUAAAAUCUAAAAAUUUAUAAUAUAUAUAUAUAAAUGUAAAAAUAUAUUUCUAAACGUUUUAUUUUAUAGUGCAAAAUACAUUUUUGAUGUUCAUAAAACCAUGAACACCUAUUAUUAUUUGCUAUUAUGCUAUUAUUUUCAAUGAGAUCAUUUAUGCACGAAUUUUGUAAUGAAAUUUCGGCUGCUUUACAUCUCCAGUCGCCAUCGCAUCAUGGGACUGUCACGUUUAUCAGACUAGGUAUAUAUUCAUAAAUGCUGGUAUUUAAUUACUAAAAGCUUAAUAUACUCGUAUCUAAGAAAAUCACGUUCGUUCACGGCGUAAUUAUUAAGUUGAUAGUGUAUAUAGAUAUUGCAUUUACCUCCGUAUAUAUUUUCUAGUAUAAUUAUUACAUUUAUUUGCAAUACUGCCAAUAUGUUCAAAUAAGUAUAAGCUAAUUGAUUCUAUACAUGUAAAAACCAAGUAUCGAGAACUGUACUGUAUUAUGGGUGGAUGAGUCGUUUGUUCGGUACAAAUAGUGCCUCCCAACACAACAAUUUUAUUGUGUGAUAAACAAUCUGAAACGUGUAUUUAUCAUAGUUAUAAUGGAAGGUAAAAUUCAAAUAUUUAAUGGAUGUUAUUGCAUGUGAUACUACUCCCGCGAAAAUUUUUAGUUAAUAUGAACUAUCACGUAUGCUUGAAUAUGUGUGAUGUUGUUUUUUCAAAUUUAUUGAUGUUGUAGAAUUUAAAGUUUUGACAAAAUUAAUGUAAAUUCGUGUAAAAUUGACACUGUGAACGUAACACGUGCUACGCGUUUUUACAAAGAACUCAAAUACCAUGUAACACGCCUCUUGUAGAAUUGCUUAGAUGAAUGUUAUGAACACCGUCGCACCGAGUGGUAAAAUUAUCUGCGGAUACAUUACAAUCUAAUUAUGAACACCUACUUAUGCAACAUUAGAUCACUCACACGCCAAAUUUUACACUAGCAGCUAGUGUAAAAUUUGUUGUGCGAAUGACCGUAUCUGAUGUUUGCCGAGCAGUUAGGCCGAUAAGCACUGAAUCUGAAAAUGCCAUUCACAUAUAAUGAGGUCAUGCGUUUAUGCUUUUUAGUGAAUAUAUACUACAUAAGCAACACGCAAAACGCAAUCUGGGUUGCGUUAAGAAUUCACUUGUGUGCAGCAGAUAUUCUGUGCACAGCGGCAUUAUCGAUUAAGAGCUUGUUUCAUCACUUUGUUAAAAUAUUAUAUUGUAAUUGGACAUAUCAACUAACUGCUAUAUAAAUCCGCCUGUAUUUAUUUGCCAGUAAGCAUAGGGCUUACUUACCGACACUUGUUAAAUACAAUUUUAUGGCUAUCUGCUCGAUACGUUACAGCCUAUAUGUAAUCUGAUACUGAUACUUUAUCAGCAACCGAGGAAACACGCCCUAAAUAUCUCAUAUAUAUAAUAUAUUAUCUCGUAUAUAAUAUUUACUAAUGUAAAGGAUGGUAGCAAAAUGGCUUACUGUCCUUGGCUUAGCUCUGAAAGCUAAAUUCGUACGCAAGUUUAUAUUGAGAGACUUCAAUACUACAUACGAAAUAAUCGUGACUUCGAUAUGUUAUACUCGAUAAAUAAUGGCUUUACCUACAAUAUUAAAUAAUAACAAUGCAAAGGCAACAGUAGUGCCACUCUGUCGCCUUUUCUUCUUUUCGUACUUUUGAAGUCCAAUAAUGUUUUUUUUUUAUUAAUCAGAUCUCCUAAAAGCUAUUCUCGUUCUGUACAAAUUAUGAUGGAAAAGAGAUAACUGAAAAUUUACAACGUUAAUGUAGGUUUGAAUACAGAUAUUAUAUUUGCCAUUGUGACCUGAAUAGCAUAGCUUUAGUAUAAGUAACGUUUUAAUUUUAUAAAAAUUGUAGAACAAUAACAUUAGGCACAAAAUGUAUCAACAGUACACUGGCAUGUCAGUACUAAUUCGGUUUAUACUAUUUUUACUUGAUCUUUUAGUUUGCGUUUUAUCAGCAGAAAUCAGCUUUAUAGACAUGGCACGUGAUUUUGAAAUGGGAUUGGGUAGUAAACAAGCUGAAAUUUUUGUCAAUGUAGCAUUUUAAAUCUUCUGUAUGGUUAUUAGUACAAAAAAAUUGUUGGCUUGCACAGAAACUUGUUGACCCACCGAGCGAAGCGAGCGAGGUACAUCUACUUGGGACAAACAUACAUUUUUUUGUAUGUUUGUAACGCGAUAAUUUUCGAACCGUUGUUGAUCCGAUUUUGAUAAAAUGUAAGGUUUGUAGGAUAUGUCCAUAGAAUUUUUAAGUUCGUGGGACAUCAAUAUCGGUUCAGUCGAUUUUGAAAUAUUCAAAAAUUUAUAAAAAAAUAUUGUGUUCGCGAGGUCUAAGUUGGCGGCGAACAACUUGUAUAAUAAAUUCUCAAUCUCUUUUCAAAAUACACUUUUAGUAUGGAUUGAUCUUUAAUAAUAUCAAUAGUGUUUUAAUAUAAUAACUAUUUAGUAAAUUACCUUUCGAUUAGCUGUAGUUAAUGUUUCAAAUAUUUUAUGUAAAAUUUAAAUCGUCAUCAAAUUUGUUAUUUUGUGACGUAUAGUGUAAUUAUAGUAGUAUUACAGUAGUUUAUAGAUCCAAUUAAAGACACUAUACAGAAGUCUGAAUAUAUACAAUAGGACAGACGGGUCCCGUGUAAAUAUUUAUAUGUUUUAAUAAAGUUAGAUUUGAAAUAUACACACAUGAAUUUAACCCUAUCCUAACCUAUAGCUUCUAAAGCAGAUAAUGUAAUGCUAUAAUGCUCACUUAUCUAUUUAGCAAAGUACUGUAACUAAAUUACUUGUGGUUUAUAUACUCGACUCAAUAAAUAAUUAAUAAUAUAUUCGCAUUGUCAAUAUUCAAUGUUACAUGAAAAAAUAUAUAAAAUAAUAAUGUUAUCAAAAUUAUAUUUACUGCAGUAAUAGGUACUUUCCGUGUAUCUCUUGGGCCUAAGUUUAUAGUACAAAACUCAAAUAUUCAAUAGGUAUAUUUUUUCUGCUUAUUAUACAUGUUUUCUUUACAUAAUCUACUUACCCAUAUUUAUUGUUGGGAUCUCAAAAUAUUUUCAAAUAACACGUGCGGUGUCGAAUAGACUUUAGGUACAGUGGAGUGUUAAAACAAGUCAUUAUACUAGAGCCGUUAUAUCGGUUCGAAUCACCGGCACCAACAACAUCGGCGAGUAUUUCACUAUUCAUCGAUAUGCCGACGAUUUAUUAUCAUGGCAGAAUCGCUUCAAGACUUAGGCAAUAUGCUUACCUAGCCUCCCCGAAGGUGGGAAAAGAAUUCUGGAUUAGAUGGUUCAGUUUUCUUAAGGCAUGUUUCAUGUACAAUAUGUACUGGUAUGGUAUCUAUUGGUAUACAACGUGCCUAAAUAUCGAUUUCCAGCUUCAAGAUAGAGGUCUGUUGAGGAACGCGACUUGUAUGUGCAGCGUUCAAUAACCUACGCCGUAUUGUCUUGUUGGAAAUGCCUCAGUGCCUCGUCUUUUCAAUCUAUUUUAAGAGUGACUAAAUGAUCUAUUGCUCUGUAGCUUGGUCCCGUUAUGGGGAUUACCUAUAGGCCAAGCUACAGAGAUGAUCGCGUGUUCAAUUCAGAAAUUGGCAAUAGAACGAAUGCCUUUGCCCAGGGGAUUAGCUCGCUAUAGAGACAAUGGGUGGACGUCGAACCUAUGACCAUAGUUAUGACUGGCGAACGCAGCGUAGAACACACACUAACUAGGAGCGAGUUGCCUAGUCUAGUAACUAGAGAGUCUAACGAUAUCGCGAUACUUGAGAAACGCCGGACACAGCAGGCCGCUUUUAAUCAGUACAUGUGAAAAUCUUAGGGAGAGGCCUAUCUAUGUCCAGCAAGAUUUAAGGCUGUGACGAUGAUGGGUGGUCAUAUAAAAAAUGACAUAACGUUACUAUAACAAGUGUAUUAGAGAAUAAAAUAGUAAAAUAUUUUACAAUUCUUUGAUUGUUUAAUUUUAUGUUGCCAAUCUAUGCUAUCGGUUGUAUAGCCCGUACAACGCUAGUGAAUUCCUUCCUAGCAAUUUCCUUUACAUCAUCGACCCAUCUAGCUGCCGGAUGUCCUACGCUUGUUAAAAAAUGUAUCUAAAGUUUUUAUUUAAAAUGAAAUGUGUAACUAUGUAUUAUCAGUGAAUAAAUAAAAAAUAGCAAUCGUCUUUACCGUAAUACAUUGUAAGCAAUAUUUGUGUAGUUAGCUCUCGGCGUUCCCAAGUCCAGGCAAGAAUAACUGUUACUUUGUUUUGUAAUAUAACAUGUUUGCAAAACGACGUACGCAAUAUAAAUAUAUUAUUUUAAAAUAUUGUUUGAUAAUUUUAGCCCAAAACGUUUAAACUGUGACUAAUGCCUAUUGUCCCAUCAUGAAUUUAAUUUCAUUUGUUAUUUGUAUAUUAUUUUUGACGUUCUUAUACAAACAGAAAUUGAGGACAAAAACAAAUAAAAAAUGUCAACACUAUCGUUCAUUCUACCUAAAUGUACUUUUGACAGUAAACUGGUACUGUUGCUCUUGUCUGCCUUGGUUUUCAACUGCUGAAUUAAUUAGUGCAAUAGCCCAAGAUCAAUGAAUAUGCUUUCUAUAGUUUUGCUGCAAAAAAUUAUGAUAAAAGUUAAUUUUAAGAGUGUUACUUAUUUCUUUCUAAGACCUGAUGUGUACCAAAGUACCUUGUGAAAAAGUGACAGACUAAAGCGUUAGAUACCUAAUGCUCUUUGGUAGACGGCAGAUCUUAUGUGAUUUACGUGUUAAGUAAUGAUUUAGAUCACUUCAACAUUAUAGAAAAAUGUAUUCUUAAUUGUUUUGGCUUUGUUGAUGUGACUUAACGUAAGUAAUUAAUGUUUAUGAUAAACAAAUUGGCGAAAUGAAUUAUGUACAUGUAUGUAUGUUUCAUCAAUAAUGUAUUUUUGGUGCAUAGAUAUAGCACCGGAACCACGGUCGCGAUUCAAAUAUGGGCUGUUUAAGAAAUUAUUCCAAAAUAAAA